This is a messenger RNA of Carassius auratus (goldfish), 4712 nucleotides long. It is a transcript of the gene dhx16, whose product is annotated as DEAH (Asp-Glu-Ala-His) box polypeptide 16. The record is from RefSeq and is a predicted model, not a curated record. Gene Ontology annotation, cellular component: intracellular anatomical structure; catalytic step 2 spliceosome. The coding region runs from base 1 to 3162 and encodes 1053 amino acids. NCBI's taxonomy places the organism in Eukaryota, Metazoa, Chordata, Actinopteri, Cypriniformes, Cyprinidae. Gene Ontology annotation, molecular function: helicase activity; ATP binding; RNA binding. The transcript has 20 exons.
AUGGCCAAUCUGGAACAGUGGGUUAGUGACCAACUCCAUGACAUACUGGGUUUGAGUGACCGAUAUGUGGCCCAGUUCAUGAUCGGUCUGGUGCAGAAGUCUUCUGGACCUCAGGACUUUGUGGCUCGGCUUGAGCAAACUGGAACCAUUGAUAUUGAUCAAAGAAUCACAGCGUUUGCACAUGAGCUGUACAACAAAGCUCCCAAAAAACAUGUGGCAGAAAAACCUGCCCGGGCCGUGGAACGACAAGUCAUGGAAAUGGAGAGAAAGAACCGGACCUACACUCUUUUGGAGGACAGCGAGAGUGAUGGCGAGACGGCAAGAGAAAGAGGAAAAGAGAAGAAAAGUAAAGACCGGGACAAAGGAAAGAAGAGAAAACACCUCCGACAGAAACGAGACGAAAGUUCAUCGUCCAGUGAAGAGGACAGCAAAAAGAGCACUAAAGUCAUGGACGAGCCAAAAAAAGCUGCUAAAGAAGAUGAGGAGGAAGAAUGGGAGCGGGAAGAGAGAGAGAGAAUUCAAGAUCUGGAAGAGAGGGAUGCAUUUGCUGAACGAGUGAAACAGAAGGACAAAGACAAGACGAGACACAUACUUGAGAGAAACGACAAAAAGGCUUAUGAGGAAGCUCAAAAAAAACUCAAAAUGGAUGAAGAGGAUAAAAAGAAAAUGCUUCCAGAGUUAAGGAAACAGUCCCGAUGGCAGUAUCUGAGCAAAAGAGAGCAGGAGAAGAUUGAUGACCUCGAGGCUGAAAUUAAGGACGAGGAAUACCUCUUCUCCACUCAGAACCUCACAGAACGGGAAAAGAAAGAUUUAGAAUACAAGCGGAAGGUCAGAGACCUGGCCCGAGACUACAAGAAAGCUGGAGCGAAAGAAAAAGAGGAGAGAAAGAACAGAUACUACAUGCCAGAGGAGAAAAGAAACAAGUCCAUUCCUCAGAAAGACAUGGAGCUGGAGUUUGAAGAGACUCCCAGAGAGGGAGGUGGGGAGCAGGGCCGCUGGGAGGAGGCGAGAGUGGCCACUGCCACCCUGCAGUUCGGGGCCAGAGAAGAGCGGGAACGCCGGAUAAAGGAGGAGCAGGAGAGAUACCAGCUCAUUCUAGAGGAAGAGGAGAUGAUCAACUUCGUCAGCACGGCCAUUACUAUGAAAGGAACACUGUCAGAAAUGGAAAGUGAACCCGAGUUAUCACAAGCUGAGAAGCAGAAGCUGUCCAUCCAGGAAGUGAGACGCAGCCUCCCCAUCUUUCCUUACCGAGAAGAUCUCCUCGCUGCCAUCAGGGACCACCAGAUGUUGGUCAUAGAGGGUGAAACCGGAUCUGGCAAGACCACCCAGAUCCCUCAGUAUCUCCUGGAAGAUGGGUACACUAACGGAGGAAUGAAGAUUGGCUGUACUCAACCUCGAAGAGUGGCGGCCAUGUCUGUAGCAGCCAGAGUCGCACAGGAAAUGAACGUCAAAUUAGGAAAUGAGGUGGGCUACAGCAUCCGUUUUGAAGACUGUACGUCAGAACGCACGAUCCUGAAGUACAUGACUGACGGCAUGUUACUCAGAGAGUUUCUUACAGAGCCCGACCUCGCCAGCUACAGUGUGAUCAUCAUCGAUGAGGCCCACGAGCGAACCUUGCACACAGACAUCCUCUUCGGUCUAAUCAAAGACAUUGCACGUUUCCGCCCUGAUCUGAAGGUUCUGGUGGCCAGCGCCACUCUGGACACAGAGCGCUUCUCCUGCUUCUUUGAUGACGCACCAGUAUUUAGGAUUCCAGGUCGUAGGUUUCCCGUGGAUAUCUACUACACGAAGGCUCCGGAGGCCGACUACCUGGAAGCAUGUGUUGUGUCAGUGCUACAGAUCCAUGUCACUCAGCCGCCAGGAGACGUACUGGUGUUCCUCACAGGACAGGAGGAGAUUGAAGCAUGCUGUGAACUUCUACAGGAGAGAUGUAGGAGACUGGGCUCGAAGAUAUCUGAACUCAUUGUUCUGCCCAUCUAUGCCAACUUGCCUUCAGACAUGCAGGCCAAGAUCUUCAAUCCCACUCCGCCUGGAGCACGCAAAGUCGUGGUGGCCACAAAUAUCGCAGAGACGUCUCUCACCAUCGACGGCAUCAUCUACGUCAUUGAUCCAGGUUUCUGCAAACAAAAGAGCUACAACGCAAGAACAGGAAUGGAAUCUCUUAUUGUCACUCCCUGUUCACGAGCAUCUGCCAAUCAGAGAGCAGGUCGUGCAGGAAGAGUGGCUGCUGGGAAAUGUUUUAGGCUGUACACCGCCUGGGCAUUUAAACAUGAGAUGGAAGAGACCUCCAUCCCUGAGAUCCAGAGAACAAACUUGGGCAAUGUGGUUCUGCUGCUCAAAAGUCUCGGCAUAAAUGACCUGAUUCAUUUCGACUUCAUGGAUCCUCCUCCUCACGAAACACUGGUGUUGGCGCUGGAGCAGCUUUAUGCCUUGGGCGCCCUUAACCACCUCGGUGAACUCACUAAGCUCGGCCGAAGGAUGGCUGAACUUCCUGUGGACCCCAUGCUGAGUAAAAUGGUCCUGGCUUCUGAACAUUAUAAGUGCUCUGAGGAGAUUCUAACCAUAGCGGCCAUGCUGUCGGUGAACAACUCCAUCUUCUACCGCCCCAAGGACAAGGUGGUUCAUGCCGACAACGCUCGAAUGAAUUUCGUUGUACCAGGAGGAGAUCACAUGGUGUUGCUCAAUGUAUAUACACAGUGGGUAGAGAGCGGUUACUCCACUCAGUGGUGCUUCGAGAACUUCAUCCAGUUUCGCUCCAUGAAGAGAGCUCGAGAUGUCCGUGAUCAGCUGGAGGGGUUGAUGGACAGGAUCGAAGUGGAACUGUCCAGCUGCAGCGGUGACAGUGUGCCCAUUCGCAAGGCGGUGACUGCGGGAUAUUUCUACCACACGGCACGCUUGAGUAAAGGGGGAUAUAAAACAGUCAAACACCAGCAGACUGUUUUCGUCCAUCCCAACAGCUCACUCUUCGAAGAACAGCCACGUUGGAUGAUCUACCACGAGCUGGUCUUCACCACCAAAGAGUUCAUGAGACAGGUGAUCGAGAUUGAAAGUGGCUGGCUGUUGGAAGUGGCUCCUCAUUAUUAUAAGAACAAAGAACUGGAGGACAGCAGCAGUAAGAAGAUGCCCCGCAAACAAGGCAAAGCCCGUGAAGAGCUGGGCUGAUCCUGAGAUGUUUGGAGAUCAGCGGUGUGAGACACAGCAGUGUUCAAUGGGAGACCUUAUCAGACCUUUCGUUUGGUAAUUUGCUGAUCUGUGGAAAGUAUCUAGGAGAUUUUGGAGACCCCUAAUUUUUAUGUUCAGCUGAAGUUGUUUUUCACGUGUUUGAAUGAGGAAAUAUAUUUUUGAUUACAAGUAUACACGUGGUGUUUUUUUAUUAUUUAUAUACUAACCUCUGACACUAUUUAAAGAUGAAUGUGAUCAAAGGUCAUGCUGUUGUAGGUAAUUAAGACAAGUGAUUUCAUAAAUACACAGAGAUGUUUUCUGUGAUAUGUUGUGCUAAACCUCCUGGUAAUUGUCUAAAGUACAUGAUGUUUAGGGAAGAAAACCAGGAGGAAAUUCUCAUACUUCAGGGAAAGUCAUAUGGAUACAUUUCACAGACAAAGGUGAAAAUAGGGUUUACCGUUGAUACAUCAAUAUAAAAGGGCAGUAUUUAUCAAUGCAGAAAGGUUAAUGUGUUACAACAGGCACACCCUGCAGUUUGUUAGAAUAUUCAAGUGUGGAUAUAUCAUCUCAAUCCAAGAGCUGCUUUUUAUAUUUUACUAAGAAAAGUUCUGAUAGUUUAAUAUAUAGCCAGCAGUCAAUGAUUGGUAGUUUCCAGUAGUUUUUGUAAUUUCCACCUAAAGCUCCCAGUUGUACGGAAAGACUGAAAUUAGUCUUUGGUCAAUGAGUAGCCAACAGAAAGUUUUUUUUUUUUUUGAAUGAUUGGCACAAUAUUAUAUGGUCUUGUUUGUUAAUAUUAUUGCGUUUAUGACUAUGCGAUCCAAAAUAACACCAGAUUUUAAUCGUUUUUGGACGUAAACUAGGCCAUGACUUAAGGGUGAUUCAUAGAAAAUGCAUUUUGCAAUCAAAUGAGCUGGAUUAAAAAAAAAAAAGUUGUAUUUUUUUUUAAAAGUUUAACUUAAAACUUAAAAAAGAAACAAACACGUCCAUGUAGUGCAUACAGAAAAACAACUGAAAAACGUGUUUUACAUUCUUUUCGAAAGGUUUUUUUUUUCUUCAGAUUCUGCAUUCCAUUCUGUGUUCUUUUUGAAGGGUUUUUCAGAUUCCAUGUAUUUUUUCGUGUAUGUGAACUGAAUAUCUUAAGAAAAUGUGGAGGUUUUUAAAUUCAUAUGGAUUGAUAUGAUAUGUUUUAUACAAAGAAGAAUGUACGCACAAGGUCCACCCCUAAACCUAACCUUCAGAGGGUCAUAAUUAGAUCAUAUGAAAAUUGUGAAAGAUGUUGUACAAAUUCUUAUUAAUUAGCCAUGAAUUCACCGAAACAUAAGGUUACAAAUUUCAGGGAGAGUGUAUAAGGUCACUUAUGAAAGUUCCUCCGCUUUUCAAGUAUUUGAAACCAAAUCAUCAAACAUCAAAAGACCAGACAGGAUGGGUUUUGACUCAUUUACAAACUGGCAACUUAUCUGAUGCUCUUUGAAUUUUACAUUCUCACAGUUCUGUUUUUCUGACCCUGCCACGGAAUAAAAAAAAAGUUCAGACUUUUCUUGGAGUUGCAA